Messenger RNA from Solanum dulcamara, 826 nucleotides. Its product is annotated as non-specific lipid transfer protein GPI-anchored 31. The record is from RefSeq and is a predicted model, not a curated record. Gene Ontology annotation, molecular function: lipid binding. Lineage: Eukaryota; Viridiplantae; Streptophyta; Magnoliopsida; Solanales; Solanaceae. Gene Ontology annotation, biological process: lipid transport. The transcript is spliced from 3 exons. The coding region runs from base 75 to 632 and encodes 185 amino acids.
AACUCAAAAACAGAAAAGUUCCCAAAACUCUCCACUCCUCCCUCACAACUCUCACCUUUUUUCUUUCUCAAAAUAUGGCUUCCAAAAUGAACUCAUUCGUUCUAUUUUGCCUUAUUGCAAUAUGUGCCUUUUCUUCCACGAGUGUAGAAUCAGCAUCUCGCUCGGCCCCUGCUCCGGCAGUAGACUGCAACAACUUAGUACUAAACUUGGCUGACUGUUUGUCUUUUGUUACAAAUGGAAGUACAGAGAAAAAACCCGAAGGUACUUGCUGUUCAGGCCUUAAAAUGGUGUUGAAAACUGAUGCUGAGUGCCUUUGUGAGGGUUUUAAAAACAGUGCUCAGUUGGGUGUUGUUCUUAAUGUCACUAAAGCUAUGGCUCUUCCUGCUGCUUGCCAUGUCUCUGCUCCUUCUGUUAGCAACUGUGGAUUGAGCACUGACACUGGAGCUGCUCCCGCUCUUUCUCCAAUUGCUGGAUCACCAACCAUGCCGGCAGUUGCCCCAACCACAGCUGAGGGAGGGAGUGAGGUCGCUCCGGUGCCAGCUCCUGGAGGUUCCGAUUCUACUACACUUGCAGCUCUAUCUUUUGGGCAAUUGGGUCUGACCGUAGUGGUUGCAUUUUUCUGUUGGUUCUAAUCACACGUUUUGCGGGAGAUCGAGCAGCACAGAUUUGUUGUCGUGAUGUUUUGUCAUUAAACUUUACAUAGUUGAUGUACUCUAAUUUUAUUUAUAGUAGUGGUAGGUAAUUUUGUGAGACCACGUAAAUAGGGAUCACUUUGUUUUGUGAUGAGCCUUCUUAUUUGGAUGAUAUUUUUUUUGUCAAAUCUUUA